UUACAACAAAGAAUUUGAUUGGUUGCUUAGAAACUUUACAAAAAGUUUCAUCCAAUAAGCAUCAAUGUAGCUAAAAAUUGUCGACUGCUUCAAUGAUUAUAAAUCUGUACAGAAGCUGAGCAUCUUUAUCAGAACAGCCUCUUCACUUACUGCUGUCUGCUCGCUGUUGGCCGAGUUGUUGUGUAUCAAAUCUAGACAAUUUCUCCUUGAUUUCGUGAAAAGUUAGAAAAACAGCAGCCAUGUCUGGACACGGAGGAGCCUACGACCCCUCAGACCCGGAUUUCCAGUAUCUGGCCGUCGACAGAAAAAAGAUGCUUCAGGAACAGAAUCAGCCUUUUGAUGGCAAAAAGAUGUGCUGGGUCCCUGAUGAGAAGGAGGGGUUUGUAGGUGCAGAAAUCCAGUCCUCAAAGGGAGAUGAGAUCACAGUCAAGACCAUUGAAAAGCAAGAGAACCGAACAGUGAAGAAGGAUGAUAUUCAACAAAUGAAUCCACCCAAGUUUGAGAAGAUUGAAGAUAUGGCCAACAUGACCUACCUGAACGAAGCCUCUGUUUUACAUAACUUAAGAUCUCGUUAUUACAAUGGGAUGAUCUACACUUACUCUGGACUGUUCUGUGUUGCCAUCAACCCCUACCGUCGUCUUCCAAUCUACACAGAGAGCAUUAUCGCCAAAUACAGGGGGAAAAGGAGGAUGGAAAUGCCCCCGCAUUUGUUCUCCAUCGCAGACAAUGCCUACCAAUUCAUGGUACAAGAUCGUGAAAAUCAAUCUAUGCUUAUCACAGGAGAAUCUGGAGCUGGUAAAACUGAAAAUACGAAAAAGGUCAUCCAGUACUUUGCCCAUGUUGCUGCAAGUUUACAAAAGAAGGAUGGCGGCGAGGAGAAGAAAGAUUCGAAGAAGCCAACUACGCUUGAGGACCAGAUUGUACAGGCUAAUCCUGUACUUGAGGCGUAUGGUAAUGCCAAAACCACUAGAAACAACAACUCCUCUCGAUUUGGAAAAUUUAUCCGAAUUCACUUCGGGCCUACUGGAAAAAUCGCUGGAGCAGAUAUUGAAACAUAUCUGCUUGAGAAAUCCCGUGUGACAUUCCAACAACCAGCUGAGAGAGAUUACCAUAUCUUCUACCAGCUGUUGUCUGGGGGACUGAAGGACGUCAAAGAGAGAUUGUUGUGCGACUCUGACCCUGCCCUCUACUCCUUUAUCAACCAAGGAGCCCUCACCGUCGAUGGAAUUGACGACAUUGAAGAAAUGCGAAUAACUGAUGAAGCUUUUGAUAUUCUUGGAUUUACGUAUGAAGAAAAGAACAGUAUGUAUAAAUGUACAGGUGCUAUCCUCCACAUGGGAGAGAUGAAAUUCAAACAGAGACCUCGUGAGGAGCAGGCUGAAGCAGAUGGUACUGCCGAGGCUGAAAAGGUUGCUUUUCUGCUGGGUGUCAAUGCUGGAGAUUUGCUGAAAGCUCUCCUGAAACCCAAGAUUAAGGUCGGAACCGAAAUCGUCACACAGGGUAGAAACAAAGAUCAGGUGAUCUACUCUGUUGGCGCUCUGGCCAAAUCUCUUUACGACCGUAUGUUCAAGUGGCUUGUCUCACGUGUCAACAAGACCCUCGAUACCAAAGCCAAAAGAAACUACUAUAUCGGUGUCUUGGAUAUUGCUGGUUUCGAAAUCUUCGACUUUAACAGUUUUGAACAACUGUGUAUCAACUACACAAAUGAAAGGCUUCAACAAUUCUUUAACCAUCACAUGUUCAUUCUGGAACAAGAGGAAUACAAGAAAGAGGGAAUUCAAUGGGAAUUUAUCGACUUUGGAAUGGAUCUACAAGCCUGUAUUGAUCUUAUUGAAAAGCCUAUGGGCAUUUUGUCCAUUCUGGAGGAAGAGUGUAUGUUCCCAAAAGCAAACGACAACACCUUCAAGGAGAAGCUGUACGCAAACCACAUGGGCAAGUCUCCCAACUUCGGAAAACCUGGAAAAUCUGCAAAACCUGGUCUUCCUGCUCCUCACUUCGAACUUCAUCACUACGCUGGAAGUGUACCAUACAACAUUACUGGUUGGCUAGAAAAGAACAAAGAUCCAAUCAACGAGACUGUGGUAGAGCUGCUCAGUCACUCUAAGGAACAUCUGGUGCAGACCCUCUUUGCUGCUCCUUCUGAUCCAGCUGAAUCUGGAGGAACCAAGAAAAAGAAGAAGUCCGCUUCCUUCCAGACUAUUUCCGCUCUCCACAGGGAAUCUCUGAACAAACUGAUGAAGAAUCUGUACAGCACACAUCCUCACUUUGUCCGCUGUAUCAUUCCCAACGAAUUCAAACAACCAGGUGUCAUUGAUGCUGGAUUGGUUCUCAACCAACUGCAAUGUAAUGGUGUGCUUGAAGGCAUCCGUAUUUGCAGAAAGGGAUUUCCUAGCAGAGUUAUCUACUCUGAGUUUAAACAGAGAUAUUCCAUCCUGGCCCCGAAUGCUAUCCCACAAGGAUUUGCUGAUGGUAAGGUCGUAACUGAAAAGAUUUUGCUAGCUCUCCAACUGGACCCUGCAGAGUACAGACUGGGUAACACCAAGGUCUUCUUCAAGGCUGGUGUGCUUGGUAUGUUGGAAGAAAUGAGAGACGAACGUCUUGGAAAAAUCAUUUCCAUGUUCCAAGCUCAUAUCCGUGGAUACCUUGUUCGCAAACAAUACAAGAAGCUCCAGGAUCAGAGAGUUGGACUUUCCAUCAUUCAGAGGAAUAUCAGAAAGUGGUUGAUGCUCCGCAACUGGCAAUGGUGGAGACUGUAUUGCAAAGUCAAGCCGUUGUUGAACAUUGCUCGGGCUGAAGAGGAAAUGAAGAAAAAACUGGAGGAAAUGGAAAAAAUGAAGGAAGAACUCGAAAAGGUCAACCGUAUCAAGAAAGAGUUGGAGGAACAAAAUGUUACUCUUCUGGAACAGAAAAAUGACAUUUAUCUUCAGCUCCAAACUGAACAAGACAGUUUAGUAGAUGCUGAGGAUAGAAUUGAGAAACUUGUGAACCAGAAAGGUGAUCUUGAAAGUCAACUGAAAGAGAUGGAAGAAAGACUCCUGGAUGAAGAAGAUGCUGCAGCAGAAUUGGAAAAUUUGAAAAGGAAAAUGGAGUCAGAGAAUGACGAAUUGAAGAAGGACAUUGAGGAUUUGGAAAACUCUUUAGCUAAAGCUGAACAAGAAAAGGCAACAAGAGACAACCAGAUCAAGACUCUGCAGGAUGAGAUGGCAGCACAAGACGACCUCAUCGCUCGCCUUAACAGAGAAAAGAAGAGCAUGGAUGAGGGCACCAAACAACUCAGUGAGAAACUCCAAGCUGAGGAGGACAAAGUCAACCACCUAAACAAACUUAAACAGAAACUGGAAUCAACUCUUGAUGAGCUGGAGGAUAAUCUUGAGAGGGAGAAGAAGGUCAGGAACGACGUUGAGAAAGCUAAGAGAAAACUUGAGCAAGAUCUGAAAUCUACCCAAGGUGCUGUUGAGGAUCUCGAACGCAUCAAACGCGAAUUGGAAGAGGCCAACAGAAAGAAGGAUGCUGAAGUUGCUAACCUUAAUGCUCGCCUUGAAGAUGAAUCAGGACUUGUUGCAUCUCUGCAAAGAAAAAUCAAGGAGCUGCAGGCUAGAAUUGAAGAACUGGAAGAAGAACUUGAAGCGGAACGAGCUGCUAGAGCUAAGGUUGAUAAACAAAGAGCUGAACUUGCCAGAGAACUGGAAGAUCUUAGCGAACGUUUGGACGAGGCUGGUGGUGCCACCUCCGCACAGAUUGAGUUGAACAAAAAGAGAGAACAGGAACUGUUGAAGCUUCGUCGUGACUUGGAAGAACAGACCCUUCAACAUGAAGCACAGGUGUCCAGUCUCCGCAAGAAGCAAACCGAUACCGCUAAUGAAAUGGCUGACCAAAUUGACCAACUCCAGAAAGCGAAGUCAAGAUACGAAAAGGAGAAAAAGGAUCUCCAUAGAGAAUGUGAAGAUCUGCAAGCACAGUUACAACACGUAACAAAACAAAAGGGAUCUGUCGAUAAAGUUACUAAACAACUUGAAAGCCAACUCGCUGAGGCCAACGCAAAGAUCGAGGAAGCCAACAGACAGAUUCAGGAUCUCGGCAACCAAAAAUCUAGGUUGGGCCAGGAGUCUUCAGACGUCCACGCUCAGCUUGAAGAUGCUGAACACCGUAUUGGUACUCUCACUAAAGAAAAAGCAGCCCUGGCAAGCCAGUUGGAGGAAGUCAGGCGUUCUCUGGAAGAAGAAACUAGAGCUAGACAGAAAUUGCAGAGCGACCUCAGAAAUCUAAAUGCAGACAUUGAUACUCUUCGUGAACAGCUUGAAGAGGAGCAAGAAUCUAAGGCUGAUAUUCAGCGCCAAUUGUCCAAAGCCAACAGCGAGGUGCAGCAGUGGAGAGCAAAGUUCGAAGGAGAGGGAACAGCUCGUGCUGAAGAACUUGAGGAGGCAAAGAGAAAGCUCAUGGCCAAACUUCAAGAAGCCGAACAAAAUGCAGAGGCAGCUAACGCUAAAGUCAGUGCACUGGAGAAGGCCAAAGCAAGACUUCAGGGUGAGAUGGAAGAUUUGAUGAUUGACGUUGAAAGAGCCAACGCCAAUGCCAACGCCCUAGAAAAGAAGCAACGCGCUUUCGACAAGACUAUCCAGGAAUGGCAGCAGAAGGUGAAUGAUCUCCAGAUGGAACUGGAAAAUGCCCAGAAGGAGGCCCGUGGAUACUCUGCUGAACUGUUCCGUGUCAAGGCUCAGUAUGAAGAAAGCCAGGACUCCAUUGAACAGUUGAGAAGAGAAAACAAGAACCUUGCUGAUGAGAUCCAUGAACUGACAGAUCAACUCUCUGAGGGAGGCAGAAGCGUCCAUGAAGUUGAAAAGGCUAAGCGCCGUCUUGAAAUGGAAAAGGAAGAACUUCAGGCCGCCUUGGAAGAAGCAGAGGCUGCACUUGAACAAGAGGAGGCUAAAGUCAUGAGGUCUCAACUUGAGAUUUCCACCGUCCGUGCUGAAAUUGACCGUAGGCUUCAAGAAAAGGAAGAAGAAUUCGAAAAUACACGUCGCAACCACCAGCGUGCCAUGGACUCCAUGCAGGCAAGUCUUGAAGCUGAGGCCAAGGGCAAAGCUGAGAACAUGAGAAUCAAGAAGAAAUUGGAACAGGACAUCAAUGAACUUGAAAUUGCUCUGGAUGCUGCUAACAGGGGCAAAGCCGACUUGGAGAAGAACAUUAAGAAAUACCAACAACAAAUCAAGGAAAUGCAGACUCAACUUGAGGAGGAACAACGCCAGAGAGAGGAGGCCCGUGAAUCCUACAACAUGGCUGAGCGUCGCUGCCUUAUGCUUCAAGGAGAGGUUGAGGAACUGAGAACAGCUCUCGAACAAGCCGAGAGAGCUAGAAAGGCAGCUGAAAACGAGCUCUCGGAGGCCAACGAGCGUGUGAAUGAGCUCUCCGCCCAAGUUUCCUCUUUCCAGGGACAGAAGAGGAAGCUUGAAAGCGAUAUCCAAGCUAUGCAGACCGAUCUUGAUGAAAUGAACAAUGAAGUUAAAGCUGCCGAUGAGCGAGCAAAGAAAGCAGUGGCUGAUGCUGCUCGUCUCACUGAUGAACUUCGUGCUGAACAAGAGCACAGCCAACAGAUCGAGAAAUUCCGCAAGGGAUUGGAAGGCCAAAUUAAAGAACUUCAGGUCAGGCUUGAGGAAGCUGAGGCUCAAGCACUGAAGGGAGGAAAGAAGAUGAUUGCUAAACUUGAACAGAGAGUAAGAGAACUUGAAGGAGAGCUUGACAGUGAACAACGCAGACAUGCCGAAACACAGAAGAACAUGCGCAAGGCUGAUCGUCGUAUGAAGGAACUUGCCUUCCAAGCUGAUGAAGACCGUAAGAACCAGGAAAGACUUCAGGAACUCAUUGACAAACUGCAGAACAAGAUCAAAACAUACAAAAGACAAGUCGAGGAAGCUGAAGAAAUUGCUGCUAUCAAUCUUGCCAAAUACCGUAAAGUUCAGCAUGAAUUGGAGGACGCCGAGGAGAGAGCCGACACAGCUGAGGGUUCUCUGACCAAACUCCGCGCUAAGAACAGGAGCUCUGUUUCUGUAACACGCACCUCUGCCACCUCGUCUUCACUGACCCCAGUCGGCAGAGGGGGUAGUGUUGCCAGGACCGAUAGGGGAUCUGUUGCCCCUAAAUAAAUGAUCGGUUCUUUUGUAAGGGGCCAAGUUCGAACCCAAAUCUUCUGUCACCACGUGUGCGCGCAUCUUCUUCUUAUCGCUCUGUCACACCCUCUUUUGAUAUUAAUGACAGCUAUUAAAUGAAUGUGCCGGAAUUGUGCAAUAAUCUGUAGCUUUAGCAAUUGAUUGCGCCUCCAUCUUAAAAAAUUAACAUUUUUACGUUUAUCAUUGGGAAGAAUGGACAAUAAAGUAAUUAUAUAGUUCUUAGGAUGGAACUUCUGUGAACGUGCAAUUUGUUUAUUUAUAUACAUUGUUCAUUUUGUCUUAAAGUCUUAUUUAUUUAACCUCGAGUACAGCGUCUAUCAUUUUAAUCUAGGUUUGAGUGUACUCGAUAUAAUAGCACAAUGAAACACCGAACUAUAUUUUUUUGGUUUCUGUUGUGUUUUGUGACAUAGACAUUAAAGCUAUUGUAUUUAU
This is a messenger RNA of Saccostrea echinata, 6596 nucleotides long. Its product is annotated as myosin heavy chain, striated muscle-like. Gene Ontology annotation, cellular component: myosin complex. Gene Ontology annotation, molecular function: actin filament binding; ATP binding; cytoskeletal motor activity. The coding region runs from base 240 to 6140 and encodes 1966 amino acids. The transcript has 39 exons. NCBI's taxonomy places the organism in Eukaryota, Metazoa, Mollusca, Bivalvia, Ostreida, Ostreidae. The record is from RefSeq and is a predicted model, not a curated record.